Molecule: messenger RNA, 1023 nt
Organism: Aspergillus tanneri
Lineage: Eukaryota; Fungi; Ascomycota; Eurotiomycetes; Eurotiales; Aspergillaceae
Product: alpha/beta hydrolase
Exons: 1
Coding region: 1-1023 (340 amino acids)
Molecular function (GO): hydrolase activity
Source: RefSeq, a predicted model, not a curated record
AUGGUUGCUUCCCCUUCCCCUCGCUGGUGGCUUCUGGUCCAAGCCGUUUUCUGGCGCUUCUGCAUGCGCCUCGGCAUGUCCAUCCAUGAUUUUUCGCCCCCUCGGCCUCCCCGAAGGUCCUUUGUCCGAACCAUCCCGGUAGGGAAUUCACGCAUCAACCUAUAUUUCUACUGUCCUCCAGAAUACACUCAAGGCCGCAAGAAGGGUCGUCGUUGGCCCGUCGUGGUCAAUUUCCACGGGGGUGGCUUCACCCUCGGGAGUCCCACCGAUGACAGUCGCUGGUGUCACUGGGUGUUGGACGACGUGGGUGCCGUCGUGGUCAGCGUGGGAUAUCGCCGGGCACCCGAGCAUCCCUUCCCAGCCGCCGUCGAUGAUGGAGUUCGAGCCUUACAGUAUCUGUCCUCCCAUGCGACCGAGCUGGGGAUCGACGUCUCCCGCAUCGUGCUCAGUGGGUUUUCGGCGGGGGGCAAUCUGGCGGUCACCGUGCCGCUACGGCUGCGCAGCUUGAUGUUGCAGGAUGCCGUGAACCCCGUCCUGGAUCGAGCGGAGUCGACCGAGCAACUGGUGGCCACCUCAACCAGCGACCUGAAUAUCGUCGGCCUCUUCUGCUGGUACCCCAUCCUCGACUUCGAGGAGCCCCGCGACCACCGACGGGCGAUGAGUAUCAUGCCAAACAAGACGCUUCCCAACUUUUUCACCGAUCUCUUCGACGAGUCGUAUCUCCCCGAUCACUCGGACCGCCGCUCUCCCUUCGCGUCACCCGUCCGGGCCGGGGAUAGCAUUCUGGCCGAAGCCCUACCGCAUGACAUCUUCCUGUAUAUCUGUGAAUGGGACAUGCUGAUGAACGAGGGCCAGCAGUUUGUGCGUCGGCUACAGGGCAUCAACAAGCAUGUGCGGUCCAUGAUGAUCGAGAAAGCACCGCAUGCCUGGGACAAGUCGUGCAAUCCGUUCCGCGACCAGGACAAGGUGGAUAUUCUUUAUCGUGACGCUUGUGCCGAUAUGAAGGCGAUUUUCGAUGCGUAG